AUUUUAAAAUCUCGCCCCCUCCUGUCUAUUCUUUUUUUGAAACGGCCAAUGUUAUUAAGCAAUACCCGUGCAAGAAUGAUCGUGCACCAACAACCAUAGAAAAAAUAUAAUGCAAAUAAAAAUCUAGGACGCAGGGAGCCAAAAGUUAGGUGGGCCCAACCCACGAUUUAGAACUGAAAGUUUUGGCCCAACAUAAACAAAUAAAUGUUUAGAUAGAAAAGUGAGUGUGGAAACGUAUUGCAAUUGCAAAGAAAUUAGGUCAAAGAGUGGAGAAGAUGGAGGAAGGGUGGUGGCGUUCUGUUGUUGUGAAUGUUCGUCAACAACAUGUUUGUCAGCUGCGUACUUUCUUUCAUUUGGAGCAGAUCAGCGUUUUGAACAAUUUUGGUACCGUUCGUAAAGCUAAGAUAAUCAAAUACGACAUUGAUGAAGGUUUUUCUUUCUGUUUCCGUUUAACAUCUUUUGCUUGGCAUUUUGUGAAACUUAUAGGGGAAAUACUUCCUGUCAGGUUUGAUUGGGAUAUGAUUCCUCCUGAAAGUGAAAGAUACCUUUUUCGUGUUGAAAUCGUCCCCAUUUGCUGCGGGGAUUUGAUCUUUCUGCCUCCUAAUGUUGUUGCUUCUUUCGGUGAAAAUAUUGGUCCUAUUGUCAUUUGCACUAGGGUUGCCAAAACAUUUACUUUGCUUGAUCCAUUUACCUUGACCCACUGUUUCUUAGAUGCUCAUCAGUACUGGAAAGCACCAUUCACACAUUCAUUCAAUAGGACUCAGUUAGUCGAAUAUGUUGUUCUCGAUACUGUCCUCCUCCAGGAUAACCAAGAUGAAGAAGAAGAGGAGGAUAAGGAGAAAAAGAAGAAUUAUGAUGCUGAUGCUGUUGCUGCUGCCAAAAAAUAUUGUUUAGCUGAUGCUGUGGUUGCUCGUGUGAAAGAUAUUGGAAAUAAUGACACAACUUUUCAAAUCAGGACUCAUCUUGGUCGUAUUUUAAAACCCGGUGACCAUGCUCUUGGUUAUGACCUGUCUGGAGGAGAAGGAGGAGCUGACACCAACAUCAAUAUCAACCUUCCUGCUGCCAUUUUGAUCACCAAGAUUAGUUAUGCCGAAGAGAAUGGUAGAGUUGUUGCUCUUCAUGAUAAGUGGGAAUCUGAUUAUCAACUCUUCUUCAAUGAUCUACAACAAGACACUAAACUCCUCUUCAACGUAAGAGCAGCCUACCGAGAUCAAACCAAAAGCUACACAUAUGAUGGGCCCUUCGUAAUCCCCCCUACCAGACCUUUUGUUCCAUUGGAGGACUUGCUUGACGGAUGAUCUAGUUACUAGCUUAAACAAAAAUCACUUUUGUUAAUGUUUUGUUUGUUCCAAUAACAACAAAAAUCAAGGAAGAUGCUUUUCAUUUAUUAGGUUCUUUCUAUUUGCAAUUUUUGUUUCAUGUUUAUGUUUAUUCCAAUGACAAGAACAAGUGCUUUUCACUUAGGUUGCUGCAGUUUGCAAUUUCUGUUUGAUAUUUAUGUUUAUUCCGAUUACAAGAACAAGUUACGUGUGUUGAUCGUGCUUCACAAACCAUGCCUGUCAUUAUAUUCGGCAUAAAAAGUUCCUUUCACCAUUUCAUGUCUUCCAUGUGGUACACUAGAAAGCUUACAGAUACAAUUAAGCAGCUAAUAUGCAUUGGUUCGAUCUUCUCUGCUACGUAAAUAUCUGUUUCAUAAAUCUUUAACAGUUAUUUGUAGUAUCGUAUUACCUUUUAUAUUGAUUAAUUCCUGUGCUGAAUUGAAAUAUUUUGUGGAUCUGUUAUAUAGUUAUAAAUAGUUUACUCUUUUUGGACUUGAGCUUUGAUUAAUCUAUUACAUACACUAAGAAGUAAAACUAGCAAACCAUCUUUAUUAGGAGAUUCCACCUACAUAAAUAUUUUUUUUUUAAAAGAACUACAUUAAUUGUUGAAAGUUCAGUGUUGCUGCUUCUAAUAUGCGUCCUUUCUUUCAUUCGCUGAAGCAUGGUGGUGGCAACUGCUUCUGUUGUGAGAAUCAAACGGACGGAUCAAGCUUCACCAUGCUGCUGUGAAAGUCUGUUAUGCAGGAAACUCUUCCCUAGGCAGCUUGGCACCAAUGUGAUCAUAUAUCUCUAUUUUUGUUUCACAACUUGCAAAGGCUGCAUUAGGUGAUGAUUUACCGUGGAAUCUGCAAACUCUUCGAAAAAUCUAAUACUGGUUUUUUACCUUAAUUAUGCAGUUAACAGUUCAGCAACUAAUGUGCAUUGGUUUGAUUUUCUUGUAUGUAAUGUAAGUCUCAGUUUUAUUAUAAAUCUAAAACAGUUCAUACAGUGUUACAUUUUUUUUUUUCUUUCUGAAUUCAUCUGCAAGUUGGAUUCAUUUAGUGUUGGCAAAGCUAUGGGAAGUCAUGAACCCUCUAAAGUUAUCAUAUUCUCUUGGCAAAUAUUACUCUGCCACUACCAACAAAAGAAAAUUUUACUAAGCGAGGAGUUUUUGAGGGAGGGGAUGAGUCGAUGUGUGAGUGAUGUCCAAGAGAAAGGGAAUCAAAAGACCGCUUGUUUAUCAAAUAUUAUUUCACGAGUGCCAUUUGGUAUGAGAGUUUUU
This is a messenger RNA of Medicago truncatula (barrel medic), 2580 nucleotides long. Its product is annotated as 60S ribosomal export protein NMD3. The record is from RefSeq and is a predicted model, not a curated record. The transcript is spliced from 3 exons. The coding region runs from base 276 to 1298 and encodes 340 amino acids. Gene Ontology annotation, biological process: ribosomal large subunit export from nucleus. Gene Ontology annotation, molecular function: ribosomal large subunit binding. Gene Ontology annotation, cellular component: nucleus; cytoplasm. NCBI's taxonomy places the organism in Eukaryota, Viridiplantae, Streptophyta, Magnoliopsida, Fabales, Fabaceae.